AUGACAGGGGUAUUUCAGGGGGUGCUGGUGGCUGAAACCCCCAAGAAGCACUUGGGGGAAAGUGGUCAGAAGGUUUUAGCCUCGCCUUCAGGAGGCAGGUGGCCUUGCUUGCAGAACCUGGCGGUGGGGCGGCAGCUGGUGGAGCUGGGCAUCCUGGGCACCGGGAACGUGCUGCAGCGGGAGGAGUUCGAGGCCCUUGGGAAGCCACCACCCCAAAAGUUACUGGCAAGUGUAGGAAAAGAACUGAAAGGUAACUUCUUGCAAGCCCUGGCAGAAAGAGAGGAAGCCAAUACCAAUGGAAAAAUGUCUUCCAUCAUCUUCAUUCGGGACCGGAAUUCCCAGCGCCAGGAGGUGUCCGGGUACAUCGACUACGCACACAGGCUGACAACAGAUGACUUUGAAGCCUACUUCAGUGGGAAGAGGAGACUUCUCCCUCGGAGCACUGAUCUGAGCUUUUACAACUGGGAUAGAGAUGUCAGCACUUCAUGUUCCAGCCCAAAUUACGAAGUGAUUGCUGAAAGUGCCAUUGGAGUGCUCUUCAAGAACAAAAGUGAUGGGCAAAUAAUAAAUGUGGAUCCCAAGGCCUACCCAGGAGACAACACAACACGGACGCCUAUUGAAACAAAUCAGUAUCUCCAUGUUGUUAUCUAUGACCAUAUUGUUGGAGGAGGAACCUAA
Messenger RNA from Chaetura pelagica (chimney swift), 678 nucleotides. RefSeq names its product chromosome unknown open reading frame, human C4orf22 (gene CFAP299). The record is from RefSeq and is a predicted model, not a curated record. NCBI's taxonomy places the organism in Eukaryota, Metazoa, Chordata, Aves, Apodiformes, Apodidae. The transcript has 6 exons. Bases 1 to 678 code for a protein of 225 amino acids.